UUGCAUCAUUAUUAAUAAUAAAUGUGAACAUAGUGCAUUUUGUUAAUAUCGCAUGAGUUAAAGUGCAUUAUUCGGUUCAGGAGUGCUACCUUCGCCCAAAAAUAUGGCCACAACUGUAGUCGUCUUAAUAAUAAUAAUAAUACUACUACUUUUGGUGAAAAUUUUUCACGACAAGGAAACUCUUCCAGGACCUUGGAAUUUACCAGUAAUAGGUUACUUACAUAAGUUAGAUCCAAUAGCACCUUACUUGACUUUAACAAAACUUGCGCAAAAAUAUGGACCCAUUUAUAGCAUCAAAAUCGGCAUGGUUAAAGUUGUAGUCAUAGCUGAUGCCAAACUAUUGAAGAAGGUGUUAUCAAAAGACGAAACACUUAUCAGACCGUCUCUCUAUUUGAUAAAUACCUCAUUCGAACACAAAGGAAUGUCACAUGCUCCUAUUGACGUAUGGAAAGACCAACGUAAGUUUGUGGCAAAUUUUUUGAGAACAGUAGGAGCCGCUAAAGUUUCUCCCAACAAAAAAGCUUGUGAAAAAUUGAUAAGAAAACAUGUCGAUGAAUUUGUACAAGUUGUUCAAAAUCAAGCUUUUUGUCAACCCCUGGACCCGUCGGAACUUAUAACCCAUUUGGUAAGCAGUACCGCUAGCAGUAUAUAUUUAGGUAAACCAUUUUCCUUGAAUGACACCAAAGUUGCUGAUUUAGCACAGAAUGUUCACGUAUUUACUAAAUUGAUAAUGUUCGGAGCUCCACUGAACUUCCUGCCAGUUCUACGAUUUUUGCCACCAUACAAAAACAAAUUAAAAUCGCUGAAAAAAGCCGUUCGUAGAGUUCAUGAAAUUCAAGCAACGCUGAUAGAUGAAUGUGAAAAAUCGACUUGUGUGGAUUCUAGGUUGAAUCUUGUUAACGCCUUUCAACUACAGAUAUCUGAAGGCAAGCCUCAACAUAUUUACAAUAUGGAUCAACUACAUUAUCUUUUAUUUGACCUUUAUGUCACUUUCACUGAAACUACGAUGUGUUCCUUACUUUGGAUUUUACUCUAUUUAGCCCAAUACCCCGAGGUUCAGAAUAAAAUGCGACAAGAACUCUACCACGUGGUACAAGAUAAAACAGUUCAAGUGGACGAUUUUGCAAACUUACACUAUAUUCGAGCAACUAUUGCCGAAGUUGCCAGAAAUAGAACUUUAAUACCGUUAGGAAUACCACACAGCGUCUCCGAAAAAAUUUGCGUUGAUGGAUUUACUAUCCCAAAAGGUGUAAUGAUAAUGCCUUUAUUAUGGGCGAUCCAUAUGGAUCCAAAGUUUCAUAAAGAGCCGGAAGAAUUUCAUCCUGAAAGAUUUUUAGACAGCGAUGGAAAAUUUUCUAAACCGGAAUCAUUCCUUCCGUUUCAAAGCGGUAAAAGGAAGUGCAUUGGUGAAGAUGUAGCAGAAAUAAUGACGUCGAUAUUUAUAGCUGGAGUGUUGCAGAAUUUUAGAAUUGAGCAAGUUGACUCUACACCAUUAGAUUUUACUGGUAUUUGCGGUGUCACACUGGCACCUAAACCGCAGAAACUGAUCUUUUCAAAAAUCUAACUAGGCACUAAGUAAAAUAUAACAUAACAAACAAUAUUUGUGUGUGUAUAUCUAUGUUUGGGUUGUAACCUAUCUAGAAUUCAAUAAAGAUUAUAUUUUUAUGGAAA
Molecule: messenger RNA, 1671 nt
Organism: Zophobas morio
Lineage: Eukaryota; Metazoa; Arthropoda; Insecta; Coleoptera; Tenebrionidae
Product: cytochrome P450 306a1-like
Exons: 6
Coding region: 104-1564 (486 amino acids)
Biological process (GO): xenobiotic metabolic process
Cellular component (GO): cytoplasm; intracellular membrane-bounded organelle
Molecular function (GO): iron ion binding; heme binding; oxidoreductase activity, acting on paired donors, with incorporation or reduction of molecular oxygen, reduced flavin or flavoprotein as one donor, and incorporation of one atom of oxygen
Source: RefSeq, a predicted model, not a curated record